AUGUGCUUACAGUUGGAAGAGCCUGGAUGCUGGAAUAUAGACAGGAAUCAAGCAGACAUAAAUCCUUGCUCUCACGGAGCUAAGCUUCAGCUAGAGGAGAUACACAAUGGGAAGGGGAGAGGGAGCAGGCCUGGCUUUGCCUCCACAAAGGCAAACCAUCUUAAGAAGCCGCUGAUGGAAGAGUCUUCCCUUUGGAAAGGCCACCUCCCCUCCCAUCAUCUCCAUCCCGUAGAGAGGAAAACCCAGGCUUGGUGUUGGCAGUCAGGCAGUUCAUCAGAACUGAAACCACCUAACCAGCAUCCACCACCCGCCCCCCCGCCCCGCCACUCAACCAUGACGAUGGUGCUCAGAGCCCUUGCAGAGGUGUGCUGUGGUCUCUCUGAGCUCAUCACGGCACCUUCCUAUGCAGGAGUUUCAAUUCAAGAAAAAGAUUGCAUGGAAUUUCAUUACGUGAACUUUGACAGUACAUUUAAGUACUUUAACAAUGGCAUGGCAACCUCUGAAAAUGAGUAA
Molecule: messenger RNA, 513 nt
Organism: Delphinapterus leucas (beluga whale)
Lineage: Eukaryota; Metazoa; Chordata; Mammalia; Artiodactyla; Monodontidae
Source: RefSeq, a predicted model, not a curated record